UUUUGAAUUGAAAAUUUCAAUGUGCUUUGUCAUUGGAUUAGAACAACUCGUUCCAGUUUCAGUCGAAGUCAACGUUUGUUUAGCUGGAUUUACAAAGCUUGCACACUACAACAGGUUGAUCAUUAAUAUUAUCUUCUGUUUUCAGAAGUUAUCGGCAACAGAUACGAUUAAAACGAAUAUUGAUCAUAAUACAUUAUGGAUGGUUUUUGUGAGGGUCACGAAUGUCUUGGCUACGACGACGUUGUUAUUGGAUUUUCAGCGUUGCGAAACAAGCCUGCCCCGACAUUAUACGCCGCAAACCCUACCCCCGUUAGAGUCGAUGUCCUCGAAGUAGGCUUCAUCUUUGCGGCUGUCAUUGUCUUUGUAUCAUAUCUCAUCAUUUUGCCCGGAAUCAGGGGUUGGGAGCGUAUGUGCUCAUUCAUCCGGGUGACCACUAGUUUAUUCAUUGGCACAGCUAUAAUGAUAUCAAUUUAUGGACAAGAAUGGGAAGUUGCUUCAUUACAUGGUGUGGAAACAGCAUACAAAGCUUUCUUCAGAGAAGAGAUCCACGACGCUGAGAUCGAAGUGAAAGUUGGCCUAUAUGCUGUUAACAUAACCCUAAAAACUGAUCCGAUCCAGCCGUUCUUGAAAAAUGAACAUGCAGAAUUUCCCAAUGAGACCAUCAAUUAUAAUGAACGUUUCCACUUUUACGGUGGUCAGGGACGCACCGGAUUUGGACCUUUUGCUGGACGUAUUAAUCGUGAGUUUCGAGCGGCACAGUGGCGUGGUAUGCCACUCCCUAUAUUGUGGAUUGCAGAAUACUUUGUCCUGGAUGGAGAAAAAAUCCGUUGGGGUCGAUCUUACCGCAUGGCAGGUUACUACACCUACAUUAUGUUAUGGACGGCUUUUCCCUUGUGGCUUCUUUCAAACAUUCUGUUUUUCAUGGUCCUGCGGUAUGGAGCUUACUUUCUGAUGCUAACAGGAGGGAGUCUCCUAACUGGGAACAUAAUCUAUAGUAGCAUUCGAUAUGGAUCACAACCAUUGGCAAUACCUUUCGUUACUUAUGAUGACCCGACAGCCAAACUUGAAUUCCACAAAGGUCCCCACUUUAUGCUGUGUCUUUUCACUGGACUGAUAUCAUUUAUUUGUGGACUGGUUAUUCUAAUAAUGGACAUGCAAUUCCCACAAGUCAUAGCGACAUUUUUUAAUAUUGAUGUACUUCAAGAUUUCGAAGACACAUAUGCUGAAGAUAAAUCAUCAUUCGAUACCAAUGGUUCAGCACCAGAAUAUGCAAAUGUUACAGCUUUAAAUUCGUCUGGAAUACCCAACGCUUUGGAUAAUGGUGAAAAGGUGAUUUGUUUUUGCACUAUUGAAAUAAUAAUAAUUUAAUUAAGCGUAAGCGAAUUUGACCAACUCUCGAAUGAAUAUAUGUAUGUAUGUAUGUAUAUAU
Anneissia japonica is the source of this 1429-nucleotide messenger RNA. Its product is annotated as dual oxidase maturation factor 1-like. The transcript is spliced from 8 exons. The record is from RefSeq and is a predicted model, not a curated record. Lineage: Eukaryota; Metazoa; Echinodermata; Crinoidea; Comatulida; Comatulidae. Gene Ontology annotation, cellular component: endoplasmic reticulum membrane. Gene Ontology annotation, biological process: protein transport. Bases 196 to 1368 code for a protein of 390 amino acids.